This is a messenger RNA of Saitoella complicata NRRL Y-17804, 705 nucleotides long. RefSeq names its product V-snare-domain-containing protein. Gene Ontology annotation, cellular component: endoplasmic reticulum membrane; ER to Golgi transport vesicle membrane; SNARE complex. The record is from RefSeq and is a predicted model, not a curated record. Gene Ontology annotation, biological process: vesicle fusion; endoplasmic reticulum to Golgi vesicle-mediated transport. Lineage: Eukaryota; Fungi; Ascomycota; Saitoellomycetes; Saitoellales; Saitoellaceae. The coding region runs from base 1 to 705 and encodes 234 amino acids. The transcript has a single exon. Gene Ontology annotation, molecular function: SNARE binding; SNAP receptor activity.
AUGAACGUCGUUUACAAUCAAGCAUUACGGCAGUUGACUUCUCUCCGCACGGACCUCGACAACCUCCAAAAUGCCUACCACGACUCCACCCAGCAACAACCAAACAUCACCGCCCUCCAAGGCCAAAUGUCCGCUUCCUUCUCUUCUCUAUCCCGUACAAUUGAUGAUUACGACAAUAUGUCAAAACGCGAAGCUGACGGAUCGGCGAAGAAGGAGAAAGCACGGAUGAGAGUUGGGGAGUUGAGACGGGAUGUAGGGGAGUUACGGAAGAAAUUUGGAGAUGUCGCGAGGGAAGGUGGGGCAGCACACACAAACCGGGGACGAGGAGAGCUGCUGCGACGAGGGCCGGGAAGGGGCGAUGGGUUGAGGGAAGAGACAAGUACACCGGAGAAUCCUUAUGCAACACAGGUUGCACAGAAUCGCGAAGAUGCUGUCUUCCGUGAUCAAGACUUCUUGGGACGGACAGAUGUCGCGCUUGAUGAGUUCUUGGAGCGUGGACGUGCAGUACUUGGGGAUUUGAAAGAUCAGAAGAGCAUGUUGAAGGGAACUAAGACGAAGAUUUUGGAUGCAGCACAUACACUCGGCAUAUCGAGGGAAACAAUCUCAAAGGUGGAGAGGAGGGCAAGGCAGGACAAAUGGAUCUUUUGGGGAGGAGUUGUGUUCACGCUUACAUGUUUCUGGUUGAUUUUCAAGUGGUUGAGAUGA